AUGGAUAAGCUUGCCGAGCUCGAAGAGAAGAAAAGGCAGCUGAAGCAGCUGAGAGAGAGGCGAUUGUAUGCUGGACGUGAAUCGUUGGUAGACCAUCUUCUGCAGGGCAGACAGCAAGAUAGGAACAGGGGAAAUGGAUAUAUGGUCUGCAGGUCGGUCCAGACCGAUGCUGCUGGGGAAAUUACCCCUUUGGCUCCGACGAGAAUCACUACUUAUGAUAAGAUGGUGCAAACGACUGUAAUAAAUGGAGAUGAGGCUUCUACCGUUGAAGAUAGCGGUAGCGAUGAGCUUGAAAGCGCAAGUGAUACUGAAUUGGCUCCGGAGCAUGAUAAAGUCAAACCGCUAGCGUCUGUAAUGGUUGAAGAUCAACAAAACACUGUGAAAAUCAAGAGCUUCUCAGUUCAGGAGGUACUGGACGAGUCUUUCCCCCGAGAAAAUGCGCUGCUGAGCGGAAAGUGCAAGUCUGGGAUCCUACCAAUAUAUCGCUGGAACGCAGAACUCGAGGAACGGGCCCAAGCAGAGCUGCGCCCCGUGUGCCUAGAUAACAUAGGGAAUCUUGUCGCUGUACUGUUCCAAUCCACUCCUGUUGACAGAAACGAUGUACUAAUGGCGCCAUGGUCGUACCUCUUUGUACUCAAAUGGGACGCCAGGCAGGUUGUCGAUAAGAUCGAGUUUAGAGGCCAAACCAUAACGAAGGCCAGGUUUCUGAGGAAAGAUAUUGCUUCGAACGUGAUCUCCCUACUGGCUGUUUCGCAUACGGGCAAGACGACGCUCACGGAGCUCCGGUGCGUCGAAGAUCUGGACUCGGUUAAGAAACUGGAGAGAAAUAUCAUAUCCAAGAACGUGUUCGCUACUGCUGUUCCAGCGUUAGAAGAAUACCGCGGUGUUCCUCCUGGCCACGAGCGAUUUAUUGCGGCAAGUUCGAAUGGGGUUUUGAACGAGCUCAGCAGCCUAGAUCUGUCGAUAUAUGCGGACGCCACGUCUUGCCAACCGCCGCUUUCAAACAUCAAGGUUGUGCCGCCCAGGCCUUCUGAGCUUGUGGUAGUGGGCCACCACGAGGACGACGAAGAGGGGGGAAACAUGGAGACUAAGAGUGGCGUGGGCGAAGAGAAAUUCCGCCAGCACUUACUGAAGAUCUCGCUGUUCGAUAGUCUAGCCAUAAGUGCCAUUUCCCUCUCGCCGAGCGACUCGCGGCUCGUAUACGCUGGCACUGAGGAUGGCGGAAUAUACAAACUGAAUUUAGACAAGAUCCAGGACGGAACUCUCAAGAUCUUCCCGACGAACGAUGGGUUUCUGCCCACCAAAGGCCGUGCUGCUCUGUCUGGCAACUCCCUUCCGAUGUUCCAUUCCAGCCACGUAGUCGCACUUUCGCACAAUGCAGACGAAUUACUGAUGUCCGCCUCUUUUGAUUGGACGUGCGCCCUCUGGGACCCGCUCAACUGCUCGCAGUUGGCGACAAUCGACAUGGGUUCGCCGGUUUUAGAUGCCGCCUGGCUAGAUGACGAAAGUCGCUUCUGCGGGAUCCUGACGUGGGAUGCUCUUUCCAUUGUCGAGUGGCAAUACCAUGCUGUCACCGACGCAAACACUUUAAACGACCGUUGGGAAUCAACCAUGGCCCCCAAGAUCAUUUGCAGGCUUUCUUCGAACGAGGCGUCUUGCAGAAGCUUCACCUGCUUCAAGAAUUUUAAAAGAGACGAUGUUGGGCACGUAUUCGCAGUCGGCUGUGACGACCAGGAGAUUAGAUUCUACAGCAUGGCAUUGCAGAGCUGA
Torulaspora globosa is the source of this 1770-nucleotide messenger RNA. It is a transcript of the gene PAC11, whose product is annotated as dynein intermediate chain. Gene Ontology annotation, molecular function: dynein light chain binding; dynein heavy chain binding. Bases 1 to 1770 code for a protein of 589 amino acids. The transcript has a single exon. Lineage: Eukaryota; Fungi; Ascomycota; Saccharomycetes; Saccharomycetales; Saccharomycetaceae. The record is from RefSeq and is a predicted model, not a curated record. Gene Ontology annotation, biological process: transport along microtubule. Gene Ontology annotation, cellular component: cytoplasmic dynein complex.